UUUUUGUAUGUACAUAGUAUGUAUUAUUUUUGUUUACAUUUUGACUUUCAUAUAAAUUGAUUGAUUGAAAUCCUCGCCUUCUUUUCCGGUUCUAACGAAACCAAGAGACCUGUAUCUUUUUUGAGAUAGCAGUGAGAUACAAGCUACGUUUCAUUUUUGAAACAAUUAAAAAAAAUCCAGGUUGCAGACACCACCGGAGGCUAAAAUGAGCAGCAGCUACUUGGACAACCUGGCCACCUCUAGGGAAAAUUGGCUCGCCAAAUUGGAGGGAAUGAAUGUUAAUCGGACGGACAUGAACAAACUCAUCAUGAACUACUUGGUCACUGAGGGAUUCAAAGAGGCAGCUGAAAUGUUCAAACAAGAGUCUGGUGUGGAACCGAGUGUGGAUUUGAACUCUUUGGACCACCGGAUUCGAGUUCGAGACGCAAUCCAGGGUGGAAACAUCCAGGCAGCAGUGGCCAUGGUCAAUGAACUGCAUCCUGAGUUGCUCGACAACGAUAGAUUUCUCUUCUUCCACCUGCAGCAACUUCAACUUAUUGAACUGAUCAGAGCAGGACGGGUGGAGGAGGCCCUAAGUUACGCCCAAGAGCACCUUUGUGAGGCAGGAGAGGCGGACGCAGCAGUUUUGGCCGAACUGGAAAGGACCUUGGCACUUUUGGCCUUCGAUCAACCAGAGCAAAGUCCAUUCAGUGACCUCCUUCAGCCAGCCCACAGACAAAAAGUUGCAAGCGAGUUGAACGCUGCGAUUUUGCGAAUGGAAGACCAAGAGGCCACCUCCCCAAAGCUGGCUGACUUAUUGAGGCUGAUCUUGUGGGCGCAAGAGGAAUUGGACAAGAAGAAAAUCAAGUACCCCAAAAUGGUCGACCUUGCCGACGCCACAAUCGAUAAGGUGGACAUGUCUAAGUGACAAAUGAUCCACUCUCUGCUCGAUGCUUUCUAUUACGGCUGACUAACAGUAGAAAAGUCUAUCUUGCGGGAGUAAUUAAUCUUGGAGAUCUUUUGAACAUGAAUUUAUUAUAAUUUUUUUUAGUCGAUUCAGAAGUUUAUCUGAAUUUAAGUAAUACUGAUAACUAAAUAAUAAUGCUAUUUGUUUUUGUACAUAAAUUAAAUGUAAAAAAAAAUGUCAUUUGUUGUGAUAUUCAGACACAAAAUUUCGACUAGAUUACAAUUAGUGUAUAAUUGUGUUGCUUUGCCCAGAAAAUAAAUAUCUGCAAAUCGUUAA
This is a messenger RNA of Neocloeon triangulifer, 1222 nucleotides long. It is a transcript of the gene Hou, whose product is annotated as glucose-induced degradation protein 8-B homolog. Gene Ontology annotation, biological process: proteasome-mediated ubiquitin-dependent protein catabolic process. The record is from RefSeq and is a predicted model, not a curated record. Lineage: Eukaryota; Metazoa; Arthropoda; Insecta; Ephemeroptera; Baetidae. The transcript is spliced from 5 exons. The coding region runs from base 206 to 907 and encodes 233 amino acids. Gene Ontology annotation, molecular function: protein binding. Gene Ontology annotation, cellular component: nucleus; cytoplasm.